Molecule: messenger RNA, 2350 nt
Organism: Gaeumannomyces tritici R3-111a-1
Lineage: Eukaryota; Fungi; Ascomycota; Sordariomycetes; Magnaporthales; Magnaporthaceae
Product: ubiquitin carboxyl-terminal hydrolase 6
Exons: 2
Coding region: 299-1996 (565 amino acids)
Biological process (GO): regulation of proteasomal protein catabolic process; protein deubiquitination; proteasome-mediated ubiquitin-dependent protein catabolic process
Molecular function (GO): cysteine-type deubiquitinase activity; proteasome binding; protein binding
Source: RefSeq, a predicted model, not a curated record
CAUCAAACCGCCACCACAGCUUCGAAACGCCGCUGACCGCCCAGAAUUGCGUCAAGCCCGAGGCUGCCUGGUGGUUCGGAAUCGGUCGGCGCUUGGUCCCUUGACUGAUAAUUCAUUUCCUCGUUUCUCCAUUCCCUUCCCUCACUUUCUCGUUGGUCCUACCAACCUGAGCUAGAGGUACCUGUCUGCUUUCUUACUUCUUCUCUUUCUAUUCCUCCCACAUCCUCCACCAAGCUCGCAUACUUUCCCCUGGUGUUUUGGCACUUGGAUCCGCCUGUUCUCCUACCACCAACACACGAUGUCCGUCAACGUCAUCGUUUCCCACAAGGGCAAAAAGCACGAUGUCGAGGUCGACCCUGAGUCCACGGGCGAGGUGUUCAAGUACCAGCUGUUCAGUCUAACAGGCGUCGAGCCUGAUAGACAAAAGAUCCUGGUCAAGGGCGGACAGCUCAAGGAUGAAACCGUAAUGGGAAAGCUGGGCCUCAAGGCCGGCCAGACCAUCAUGAUGAUGGGCACACCUGGUGGCGGUGGCGACGGCCUGCGCCGCCCGAAAGAGGUGGUCAAGUUUGUCGAAGACAUGACCGAGGCCGAGGCCGCUCGCCAGGAGGGCGCCACACCCGCCGGGCUGGAGAACCUGGGCAACACAUGCUACCUGAACUCCACCUUGCAAGUGAUGCGCUCGAUCCCGGAGCUCCAGGAGGCCCUGAGAACAUACGAGUUCAAGAUCACCGGCCCGCGAGACGUCAGCGCCCAGUUAGACUUGACGAGCCAGCUGAGGAGACUGUACAAGUCCAUGGCCGAGACGCAGUCCGGCUUUGCUCCAUUCACCUUCCUCCAGGCCCUCCGCUCAGCAUUCCCCCAGUUCGCCGAGAAAGCGAAAGACGGUCAUGGAUUUGCCCAGCAGGACGCCGAGGAGGCCUGGUCCCAGAUUGUGGCCCAGCUGCGACUGAAGCUCGAGCUGAAGAAGCGGAGCGAGGACGAGUCCACCACCAACCUCGUCGAUCGGUACAUGGCGGGCGAAUUCACAUCGGUCCUUGAGUGCGACGAGCAGGCGGCGCGCGACGCCGGCGAGGAGGCCGUGACGAGCGUCGAGCCGUUCCUGAAGCUCAACUGCCACAUCCAAAAGGACACCAACCACCUACGGGACGGCAUCAUGAAUGCGCUGACCGAGACAAUCGAGAAGCGGUCGUCGGCACUAGACAGGGAAGCCGUCUACACCAAGAGGUCCAAGAUUUCUAGGCUGCCCAAGUUCCUGACGGUGCACUUUGUCCGUUUCUUCUGGAAGCGAGAGGUGCAGAAGAAGGCCAAGAUCAUGCGCAAGGUCACGUUCCCGCACGAGCUGGAUGUGGUCGAGUUUUGCGUUGACGACUUGAAGAAGCUGCUGAUACCGGUCCGCGACAAGGUUCGCGAGGUCCGUAAGGACGAGGAGGACAUGGAGCGUGCCAGCAAGCGGCGCAAGAAGAACCAUCUCCUAGAUGGCGACGAGGGCUCUUCGGAGCAGUCAUCAUCCAAGGACAGCAAGAAGAAGGACGACAAGAAGGGCAAGGGCGCAUCGACUUCGGCGGACGGCGACAUUGAGAUGGAGGGCGAGACGUUCAAGACGGAUGCCGAGGUGCAGGCUGAGAGGGAGGCGACGUUGCUGGAGGCCAAGCGGGAGCUGUAUGGGCUCAUCAGCCAGAACCAGGGGGCCAAAGAUGGAGACAACCUGUCUGGCCUGUAUGAGCUCCGCGGGGUGGUGACGCACCAGGGAGCCAGCGCCGACAGCGGUCACUACACGGCCUACGUCAAGAAGACAGCUCCCGUGGACCCGACGACAGGCAAGCCCAAGGAGAGCGAGGAUGGCAAUUGGUGGUGGUUCAACGAUGACAAGGUAUCCGAGGUGACUGCCGACAAGAUUGACGGUCUCGCAGGGGGCGGCGAGUCUCACUCGGCCCUCAUACUGCUCUACCGGGCCAUCUCGCUCCCUUCAGCCGAGGAUGUGGGCGAGAAGGCGUAAAGCGCCGAGGUCGAGGCGAAGUGGCGAGUAAAGCGGGAUAGCAUACUGCUUGCGUGACUAGCUUUGCUUGCCGCUUUGCUUGCCGCUUUGCUGCGUUACGGGCCCGCCUUGGACGCGAUAUGGCUCCUUCGUCUUGGAGCUGGGUACAUGGAUCUCAAGGUUUGGGGUUUUCUACGAGCAUGCCCCAUCAAGGGGCGCUGCAUGAUGGCUUCUUUUGUUCAAUACUACGAAACAGCCGAUAAACCAGAGAUUUUGAAAAGUGUGGGCACAAAUGGUCUAGAUAAGGGUGGGAUACCUAGGAACUUAGCUAAAUGACUUAAAGUGCCCUCAGCGCCAACUGGACAGUCUCAUGAA